Neoarthrinium moseri is the source of this 3438-nucleotide messenger RNA. RefSeq lists its product as uncharacterized. The record is from RefSeq and is a predicted model, not a curated record. The transcript has a single exon. NCBI's taxonomy places the organism in Eukaryota, Fungi, Ascomycota, Sordariomycetes, Amphisphaeriales, Apiosporaceae. Bases 1 to 3438 code for a protein of 1145 amino acids.
AUGUUUCAUUCGCCAAGAUAUCUGUAUUUUCGCCAUGUGCAACGGGCUCUGCGCAGACAAGGUGCCAUCACGGCCCCGUUGGAUGAAGAUCUCCAGCCUGGCGAGGAGCAUUUACGAUCAUAUUUCGUCCCCGGCGUGCAAGCUGGGAAACACACCAUUCAAGUAUGCCAGACUGUCAGCGCGGUUGGUGAGCCACUGCAGACUUUGUCCACCCCGCAAGACUUCAACGUUCUAGCUCCCCAGUUCGUGCUCCCGGAUAAUGCCAUUCACACCUGUUAUCCACCCCAAGGUUUCAGCACCACUGCUGAAACCUUGCCACACGUCAUCUUCAAUGAUCCUACUUUCCCUUGGGAGCGUGUAGGCAGUUGGAAUGCAAAGAGGAACCCACCAGACGACUACGUCAGAAACAGAACUCCAUGGGUCGCGGUACUCGUGUUCACAGAAGAUGAGCUCAAACUCGCAGACGACGAUCUACGUGGACCAAACAGUCUCUUUCAGGACAUCCAAGGAUUGAAAGACGCAGAGCAAGACUCUAACUUCGCGGUGGCAUUGCCUGUCGGCCAGUUAUCCAAGAUUCGAGCUACGGUCAGCCCCUACACGACCGAUGAGACGGAUCUUACGACCGUGAAUACUGUGCUAAUUAAGCGUGUGCUUUUCAACGGUCUAUUUUCCAAAUAUAACGAUAAGGGGCAACCAGAAAUUGGAAAUCAUCCAUACGUAUACCAUCAUCGGUUUCUCGCUCACAAGCGCGUUAUCAACACCCAAGGAAUGGCCGUAACGGGCCCUGUAACCGGUGAUGACACUGGAUCCUUUGGCGUCGUUGUCUCUAAUCGCUCCGGCCCUUCGAACAUGACCAUUCCCACUGCUGUGUACGUCCACCUCGUUUCCAUCGAGGGUAUAGAGCAGAUGACUCCAUGGCCGAUGGAACCUUCCACCAAGUAUGUCUCGCUCGUGUCCCUCGCCAGUUGGAGCUACGUCUGCCUUCCACCGGAGACGGCCAACGUCCGUGACGAGCUCCUUCAUCUAGGCGACAGUCUAGGCCCCCUUCGGCCUAUUCUCUCAGCAGAUACGGAAGUCAAGCUGGCGCAGAAGUUGCCGACGGGCCCACGGCUCUUGGAGAGACUGCAUCAAGGUUAUAGUCUUUCCAGGUACCGCACUCAGUCUGGAGAGGUGUCGUCCUGCUUCAUCCGCGGGCCCUUUGUGCCAGUGGGUAAAUAUUGCGUCCCAAACUAUUUCACCAAGACCUCAAUGACCGGGCUUGACCUAUCGAUCCUCGAUGGUGAUUUGGCUACCAUGGACAUUUCCUACUCCGCAGCAUGGCAGCUGGGGCGAACCAUGGCUAUUGCAGACCAGGCCUUUACCACUUGUCUAUAUCGUGUCCGUACGGUCAUCAUUCAGAGGGCCGCCGACGCUGCUCGAGACAAUUACGUGAUUCAGUACACCUGGCAUAAGAACAAAGAGAACCUGCUUUCCAACCUCAAGAGCUCAGUAGAUAGGCUCGGUUUGAUGCUUGACUCCGACGGAUUGCUACAGAACGGCUCUAUCCGCCAGAGAUGGGAAAGAACGACCACAGAUUCUCUGGAUUUGUCCUAUCACGGUCUUAUUGUCGACGGCACCAUCGAUCCGAAUUUUGACCAGGCCGCCCGAGAUGUGGCGAGCACGCCGGAUCCGAAGGACCCCUCAAAGCCUUCUGAUAAGCCGUACGACGAAUUUAAUGCACCUUUCUCAGCGGACUGGGUGGUUGUUUUGCGUUGGGUCCUCGAUGCUCUCUUCUUCACAAACAUACCGGCUCACUACCUUCUGUCGGAUGCCAGCCACCUGCCACAGGAAAGCCUCCGAUUCUUCAUGGUUGAUGAUAACUGGAUGAAUGCUUUUCUAGAUGGAGCUCUCAGCCUCGGUAAUCACAUCGACAGGACACAGGACAAAGUCCGCAACGCUAUCAAGGUGGCCAUAAACUGGUAUUUGUCAUCCUCCACCAGUGUGCACUCGUAUCCGAGCCCUGUACCCAAGUACGGAUGCUUCAUCCGGUCGGCGGUCAUCAGCCAGUUUCCAGACCUCAUCGUAGAAGUGGCAUCCGCGGCUGCCUCUGCCAAAGUUUCAGCAGGUGACCAAGCUCCAAUCUUGUUACGUCAUGAGGUAUUGGACAAAGGCACGAUGCUGUGCUUGUUUUCUCAGCCUCCAUCCCCAUCCAGCUUCUCCACGCUCACCUUCACACAACCGCCACACCAACAAAGUUUUGCUGUUGGUGAAAAGGUGACCAGCACAAAGUUGACGAUCGCCGAACGCCGAGCGUACACCGUCAAGGACCCUGACGACCCAGAGCAUCGGCUGCCACUGGAUGAGUUCACAUGGGAGAAAGGCGUCCUUCCCGCGGACGGUCGAAAGGUUGUUUAUCUAUGGGACGUCGUGGACCCUUCGUCUCAGACGCCAGUUGACCUCCGCAAGCUGCUGAUGGAGAAUUUUGCUGAUGACUACCACACCCAGCUGAUCAACAAGAUGGCGGGUAGCCUCUAUUCGGACGAUACGGCAACCUCGGCAUUGAUGGCAUGGCAGCUCAACGAACUGUCAUACAUGCUACCCAUCCAGAGCUCUACGGGACUGCGGUCUCCAGGUCCCACCAGACCGAGAAAGCUCCCUGUGCACCGCCGAACGCCACCGCAGCCGCCGUCACCGCCGAAGAGGUCACAAAAGACAGCCGCCCGGUCUUCAGAUCCUUUUGUAAGCUAUGACGAGCGAAAACAGCUCGCACGCGACACAGUGGGCCCACUGCCCCCUCCAGCUGCGCGGGAUCCCAUGGCGCGGCGUACGAUGGUCACACCUGCCCCGCGGUACCUACGGGAGCGCCAUGGACGGAGAGACGGGUUGGGCGACUCCCUAUUCCCUGAUAUUCGGUUCUUCUUCUGGUCGCUCGAGAACCCCGGCACGCCGGACGAUCCAGGAAAGAUCAAAAUGCUCAAAGAUGCGAGAGGCAAGGCGCUACCACAGAGUCUCGUGUUCAGCGUUCGCAUUGCCGCCAACGCCUUCGAGGACUUCCAGAUCGAGGCCAUCGAGAUCAUUAUUCCACAGGGGCCGGCGCCAAAGGCGACGAGGGCGGAAGGAAACUCGUCACCAAGCUCAGAUACCACCGUGUACCCGCUUACGACCCUUUACGACGGGCCCGGCGCUGCGAUGCUAUCGAACCUACGCUUCAACCCCACCACCUCCUUUUCCACCACCUACGACGAGCUCAUUAUUCGUCUGAUCCCUCGAAGCCUCAAUGAAUUCGUCACAGCGGACAUGUGCACCGAUAUGUCGUUCUUGCUCUCGGGUGUCAAGGUCAAUGUAUCAAGUGAGGAGAUUACGGUCACGCCGACUAUAAACCUGUAUUAUCGGCGUUUUAAGAAACAGCAGCCUACACAAUAUCCGCCUCCAUGCAUGGUUUUAACACCUGUAUCAUGA